UAAAGUUUUCAAUUCUAACUUAACACAAACAAUUAAUACAAAAUAAAAAUAUGUUUGGCUCAUUUGCUUUUAAAUUUUUGGUUUUGGUAAUUUGUCUUUGGAAUGUUUGCUGUGAGGAGCAGGAACCGGUGUAUAGAUAUCGCUAUGAAACCCAGGACAUGAUGAAGACUUCUGCCACCUCAGUUCCACUUAAAGGAUAUCAUGUAGUUGAAGGCAAUUACUAUCCUGCAGAAUCUGGAUUAAUUGGUCAUUCCUCUGUAGGCCCUGUAAGCUUAGGCGGUUUAGGAACUGUAGGUGGCGGAAAAUUCAUUGGACCCAUCGGUGCUCCCAUUGGAUUUGCUGGCCAAGGAGCAUUUAUUGGAGGCCAAGAAGGUAUAGGCUACAGAGGUGUUGAACAUAUAGGCUAUGGAGGUGCCCACUUGCCACAAGGUCCCAUAGGCAUUGGAGGUGGGUUAAAUGGAGCAGGAGUCGGAUAUACUCAUCAUGUAGCACCCCAAUUUAUUAGCGGAAGUGGUGUAGGCCCUGGGAUUGGCGCAGUUGGAUUAGUAGGAGGUGGAGGAUAUGUUGCUCCUCAUGUUCAUGGAUACGGAGGUGAAGAGGUUGAGAAGAGUCACUUUGGAGGCGAGAAAAAGGCUUUGGCUGAUGUUAAGUACGAAAAAGCCCAUGGAAAUGAAGGGCAUCAGUUAAAUCACGGACAAGAGGGGUAUUCUCAUGGAUCACAAAUUGUCAAGGAUCUAAAGGGAGAAGAUGGGUAUUAUAAAAAUGCUGCUGGAGGCAAGAACGUCGCUCAAGAUGGCAAACACUAUACCGGUGCCCAAUCAUACAACCAGGAAGGUAAAAAUGGAGAAGAAAAGAAGUUGAAUAAUGGACACAAAAAGGGACAUCGCAUCAAGGGUUUCAAAUCUUCCCAUCACAAAGAUGAGUCUGGAAAAACUGAGGAGUACUAUGAUGAGGAGCACGAUGAAGGAAACAAUUUUGCAUUUAAUGGACUUAAUGGUGCUUUCGGACAAAGCGGAGAAUCUUCGUUCAAUGGUGGCCAUCAAGAUGGUAAAUUUAAUGAAGAAGAACAAAAGAAAAGUGGUCAUAUUAGCAGUCAAUACGGGGUCAACAAAGAAGUCAGCGACCAAGGCAAAUAUGGACAAAAUAAAUAUGCUGGAAGUGGCCAAACUUUUGGAGUCAACAAUGGAGUCGAUCAGCAAAGUCUUUUGGGCCACCAAGAAAAUUCCAAGUUCUUUAAGCAUCAUGCUGUGCCUUUUUACCAUCAUUACUAAAAAUAGUGUUUUGAAAUAGCCAUGUAUUUUUGUAUUAUAAUUUAUUUUGUAGAGUUUUGUAUUAAAUGUAUGUUAAAAUACAUCUUGGAAAAUCAAAAAAAUAAAUAUAACACUUCUUAAA
This is a messenger RNA of Anthonomus grandis grandis, 1392 nucleotides long. RefSeq lists its product as uncharacterized. The record is from RefSeq and is a predicted model, not a curated record. The coding region runs from base 51 to 1271 and encodes 406 amino acids. Lineage: Eukaryota; Metazoa; Arthropoda; Insecta; Coleoptera; Curculionidae. The transcript has 4 exons.